AUGGAGCAGUGGGCGGUAAAAGAUCCUCCAAGGCGGUUCCUCAUCGGAAAGAAGAAUUCCUCAGAAGAUGCUCAAAAACCAGCGCGUCUUCCUUUAUCUUCACGGCUCGAGACUGUUACGCGACCAAUUUCGGGGCUAGCCAGGCACCGAAUCCAUCAGCUUUCAGAGAUUCGCGAGGUGUCAGGAUCUUCGAAGGCUACCUCCGCAGCCAAUGUUCACAGUGAAUGGACAGAUGGUGCCAAUGACACUCCUCAAAAUCGACCUCUUCCGCCAAAAGACGCCCUUUCCCAAACUCCUUCUUCAGAGUUUCUUCCACCUACACCUAUUCACCCAACACCUCGAAAUUUUACUGCUUUGGGCGACCGUGCUGCCAGCGCUAUAAGUCUACCACGAAAAUGUGUACCCGAGCGCAGAUCGUCCGCGAGCAUCUUCUCCCCUGGUCUUGCCGUAUCGAAGCCAAAUUCGUUGCAGGAGUUGCCCACAUGGAAGGUUUCAGAAUUGGAUGGUAGUAGCCAAAUCAUACCUAACAGAGGACGAGCCGAGUCUCCUGUCCGCCGCGCCAUCAACCAAAGCGCUCAGUCGGCCGAGAUUUUCAGGCCAUCCCUCACACGAACCUUCAUCCGGACGUCCCCUCCGCACGAGAUUCUGGACAACGGCAGUAUUCGACAUCCCCGCGUCGACUUGUCGAUACGUCUUCCUUCGCCUCUCUUCGUAGGGGGCGGCACCGUUGAAGGUCACAUGUCCAUUGAAGUCGACGGUGGUGCUCCUCGGAAGCCAAAGUGGAAGCCGAUCUAUAUCUCUAAAGCUUCUGUGGAUGUCAUAGGAGUGGAGGAGAUCAGCGACGGUAGAAGAUGGGUGUUCUUGUCACUUGCUACCGAGUUGUUUGACAGGGAGAAUCCGCCUCCACCGUCUCUUGUAACGUCUCAGCAACCUGCAGAGAGUCCAGAAACGUGGUGGGAGCUCAAAUCAGCAAAGGCGAACAUUCCAUUUUCCGUCAACCUGCCCCUGAAGUUAGGACCGCCACCGUAUGCCUCCAAACAAGCAUCGAUCCGUUAUAUGUUAUGUCCAUCAAUUGUGAUCAGAAUAGGUGACAAGAGAAGCACGGUAAGGCAGACGUGGAGCAUCCAGAUGCUCACUAUACAUGACCCCGAGAAAGCACUGGCAAGCUUGCCUAGUCCCCUCUUGGCAGCUGAUACACUAUACCUCGCCAAAGAACCUGACAUCCAGACUGUCAAGCUGACUGCAGGCCUUCACCGCCAGACGUGGGUGAAUGGUGCCAAGAUCUUCGUCGACGUUCAUGUCGCAAACAACACCGCGAAGACGGUCCGGAAGAUUCAGGUUCAACUCGAGAAAACCACCUUGUGGUAUACUCAUGCGCCGGCGGGGACAUUUGAGAAAAGCGCCACUCAUCUACGCUUGCCAAAACGCACGGACACGGACACUGUCAGUAGCACGACCUUCAAAAUGGCAGACUCCUGGCAAGGUGUUCCAUCCUACUCGUCAGAUGUCAGAACUGUCGAGCUUGAGGCCCCACGUGGUCAUGUCACUGUCAGUACGGGGAGGUAUUUCGAGGUCAGAUAUUUUGUGAACAUUAUCGUUACUGUCAAGAGGUCCAAGACUGUCGCCGUACAACUUCCUGUCACCAUUAUCCCUAUUAACUCGCUGGACAUCUUGCCCAAUUCUCUCGCGCAAGUGGCAGCGUCUAUCGAGGCAAAGCGUGCUAGGACGGUACCGGUCCCCUCCAGUGUCCCGACCCCGGCAGCCUAUUUUCAGGGUCAGGCUUUUGUUGUUCCAGUACGACGCUCAGUUGAAAAUCCACGGAGCGAAGCAGAUGUUCCUUCCUUCGUCGACAUGGAAAACCUAAAGACCGAUAUUGACAAUUCCCCGAGGAGAGUUCAUGUGCAUGGUCAUUGCAUGGGAGGAUUACAAGCCGACACAACGGACGAAAACGCAGAUCCUAGUCGGCCAAGCCUUAAUCCUUCAUCACAUCAUCAUGUAACAAAGCGUCCGAGCUGUUACCACUGCCACCUCGUGGCAGGACCCGGGGCCUCUCCGGUUCGCGGAGGUCCACGAUUGCCGCGACUGCAGGUGUCAACUUCCGGGUUAGGCUUUUCUGAGUCAGAAUUUGAUGUUCCAGCUGACUCUCCGCCUCGGAAAGUCAUGCUCAGCGAGAGAGAGCGCAACAUGAUCAAUCAGCAGAGAGAGCUUCGCAUCCGAGAAGAUCGAGGGGAAAGGAAGCCCAGUCGACCCAGCAAGGAAAUCAAGCGUGGAGAGGAGCCACGGCGGCCAUCAAAGGAGCAGCCGCCACGUUACAACAACGUUGUUGCUGAUUCUAACGCAGAACCCAAACAUCUUCCUUUUGGAAAUUUCAGUCCCGAGGGUCCCAGUUCCUAUGUCGGCAGCACAAGAGUGAGCAUGUCGGAUAUUCAUACAAAUAAGGCUGGUCCCGGAAGAUCUCGAUCCAAGACCAACCCAGAGGGCCGACCAAGGGUAUUGUCAUCAGGCAAACCCCGAGAAACGCCGGGCAUCGACAGAAGCAAAAGGCAUGCUUAUGCUCCAUCCUCCUCCGGUCUAGGGCAUCGAAGAAUGAGCAAAGACAAUGGUUAUCGCGCAAGCAUAGACCAAUUAUUGUGA
Molecule: messenger RNA, 2634 nt
Organism: Exophiala spinifera
Lineage: Eukaryota; Fungi; Ascomycota; Eurotiomycetes; Chaetothyriales; Herpotrichiellaceae
Exons: 2
Coding region: 1-2634 (877 amino acids)
Source: RefSeq, a predicted model, not a curated record